CGACGUCGUUCUUCGUUUCUCGUCUUACCAUACCUGAAUCAAAAACGAUAAAACAACAUUCGCAAGAGCUCGAGGAACAUCACCAACCUACCCUCACUACAAUACGAUCAGCCAUCAUGUCCGCAAUCUCUCGCCCUAUCACUUCCCGCUUAUGGAACCACUAUACCACCGCUCUGCGUGAACGACCACUGCGCACGAAAAUGAUUCAAAGUGGUGUUCUCUUCAUAACGGCCGAUAUUGUGGCACAGCUAGGUAUUGAAGGAAGGAGUUUAAGGAGAGCGAUCUCGGGGGAGGAGGGCGAUGAGGUAUAUGAACCUUUAAGAACGGCCAGGCUGGUUUCCUAUGGGACCAUUAUCUUCGCCCCUCUUGCUCAUAUGUGGCUCAGCACACUAGAAAAAAUCAGUCUUUCCAGUCGCUGGACGACCCUUGCUUCCAGAUUAGUAUUGGAUAUGACUGUGUGGAGUCCCUGUGUUACUUUCAUGUUUCCAACUUCGCUUGGUCUCUUAGAAGGGAAGAGCAUUAAGGAGGUCCGUCAUAAAGUAGCCAUGGGCUGGUUCCCAACGUGGCAGAAGGCCGUAUGUGUCUUUGGUCCUACCCAGAUUCUCAAUUUUACCCUUGUUCCAGCCCAACAUCGUCUUCUAUUCGUCCAGUCUGUCGGCAUGUGCUGGAACAUCUUCCUUUCAUGGCAAAACAAUAGAAACAACAAGGUCCUCGCUGCCGCCACGUUGAAACUUGCUGUAGCUCGUGUUCAUGUGUCGGAAAUUGAGAGCGAAGAAAAUCCGGAAGAGAAUGAAGUCGAACAAGCGGAGAAAGAGUUGGAGAAAGCGCAAGCGGCCGUCAAAAGAGCCGAGGAGAAGAAGGAAAGGAUGCGAAAGGAAGGUGGGGAGGCGGGUGUUGGUGUCAGAAUGGGAUGGUCAUAGGCGGCUUGCGCGUCUUUGCUCCCUUCAGCGUUUCUUAAUCUUCGCUGGCUGUAUUGGUAGAACUUUAGAUGUCUCUAGAUCUCUGUAGAUCAUAGACCAUAUCACGUGCUUGUUGUAGCUAUCGCAAAUUAUAGAAUGCUACAGUAUAUGACCAUCA
This is a messenger RNA of Cryptococcus deneoformans JEC21, 1077 nucleotides long. RefSeq lists its product as hypothetical. Lineage: Eukaryota; Fungi; Basidiomycota; Tremellomycetes; Tremellales; Cryptococcaceae. The transcript has 5 exons. The record is from RefSeq and is a predicted model, not a curated record. Gene Ontology annotation, cellular component: mitochondrion; cytoplasm; membrane. The coding region runs from base 117 to 920 and encodes 267 amino acids.